This is a messenger RNA of Tripterygium wilfordii, 1539 nucleotides long. Its product is annotated as protein FAR1-RELATED SEQUENCE 5-like. Gene Ontology annotation, biological process: regulation of DNA-templated transcription. NCBI's taxonomy places the organism in Eukaryota, Viridiplantae, Streptophyta, Magnoliopsida, Celastrales, Celastraceae. The record is from RefSeq and is a predicted model, not a curated record. The transcript has 5 exons. Bases 1 to 1539 code for a protein of 512 amino acids.
AUGGGUAUUUACAUGUUUGACAUGGGUUUUGUAAUUUUAUUUUGCAUAAGUGUGCACGUGGAUUUUGUUGAGAAUUGUCUUUCAUACAUGGCUGAACAAUCAGUUGUUGAACCAAAGAUUGGAAUGAUGUUUGCUUCAGUAGAUGAUGAAGGCCACAGGGAAGAAGAUAAAAGAGUCUUGGGCAAUCAUCGAUGGGAAGUUAGAACAGGUUCCUUAGCUAAGAUCAAUGUGGGGUUAAAUAAAGAAACUGGAAAUUACGUUGUAAAGGCUUUGGAGAUGUCACAUAAUCAUGAUCUUGAGCCUCCUGAAACUACUCAUAUGUUGAGGUCAUACAGAAAAAUGAGUGAAGCUCAAGCCUUUGCAAUUAUGUUCGCAAAUGAUUCUGGACUCAAACCAAAAGCAACUUAUGAAUUAACUAGUAGGGAGGCAGGUGGGAGGUUGAAUGUUGGGUAUGUCAUGGAAGAUCAAAAGACAUAUUUAAGAUCAAUAAAAAAAAUGAUGCAUGGAGAGCUUGGGAGUAUUAUGCGUAUAAUGACUGUUGAUUAUAUAGCUUUUGGUGAUGUCGUGGUUUUUGACACUACGUAUGGCAGCAACAAAGAAUUGAGACCUGUGGCUGUUUUCACUGGAUCUAAUCAUCAUAGAGGGAUGGUGAUUUUUGGGGCUGCAUUGCACAUGGGGGCAAGAAGCCUAGGACAAUCUUUACAAAUCAAGAUAUUGCAAUGGCAAAAUGGUUGGCUUGUAUGUGGCGAGAAACAUAUCAUGGAUUAUGCACAUGGCAUUAUGCAAAAUGGGAUCAAGCAUCUGGGUUAUCGAAUGAAGGAUGAUGGUUCCAUGUUACUUAAAGAUUUCAAGAAAUGUAUGUUUGAAUAUUUGGAUGAGGUUGAAUUUGAAAUGCAAUGGAAAAUGAUGCUUCAGGCUCAUGGCUUAGAGGACGACAAUUGGUUGAAGAGGACGUACGACUUGAAGAGAAAAUGGGCUAAAUUAGAUGACAAGCGAUAUAAAGAGUUAGAAGCUGAAUUUAAAGCAAGGCAAAAAAUUCCUCCAUUGGGAUUUUAUGAUUCUCCUUUAUUGCAUCAAGCACUAAAGAGGUAUACCCCUGCAAUUUUUACCAUCUUCCAAAAAGAACUUAGUCUUUCUAUGAGAGUGAUGAUAAAGAAUCAAGCCAAGUGUGAAAACAAAGAUGAAUAUGUUGUAGGAGUUUAUGGGGUGAUGAAUAAGGAGUUUAAGGUGCCUUUUGAUCCCAAUGAUAAAUCAAUAUCUUGUAGUUUCAUGAAGUUUGAAUCAAUGGGAGUUUUAUGUUGUCAUGCCUCGAAGAUUUUGAUUAGACUUUAUAUCAUGAAAAUCUCUGAAAGUUAUAUUAUUAAUCGAUGGACAAGAGAAGUAAAAACUUCGUAUAUUUUGAAUGAAUGGAGACCUACUAUAAGAGAGGAUAAUACUCAAUGGGUUAAGAGAAUUCAGUCUCAAUUAUUGAGGAUGACAUAUCAAGCUUCACUAAAUGAUGAUACAAGAGCUUGUAUGGAGAGGGUGAUUGAAGAAUGA